AUGCUCAAAGGCGAGGACGCGGUUGUUAGGUAUGCGAUUUCAUCUGGGCUGAUCAAUCUGGAUGAAAGCAGUGACGAGAAUGGAGAGGAGCCAGAUGAAAACGUCCGCCCUUCUCAAAUUGACUGCUCUUUGAUGUUGUCCACGCCUACGCUGGAUGCCCUGUUUGAUGGCAUCAGUGAUGCAGACAAGGAGAUCGCCGGAGCUGAUACAGAAGUGACUGCACCGACCGUGGACACCGCGCAACAGCCAUCGGGUCAGAUCGAGCUAUCAGACGAAGAUGUUGUCGUUGGCGCGUUCCAGCGAAUGCUGGCGGAAGCUGAAUCCGAAGGACACGUCCAUCUUUCGAACAACGAGAGCAAGCACGAUGAUUCAGAACACGUGGAAAAGUCUCCACCCGGUCCACGUUAG
Molecule: messenger RNA, 408 nt
Organism: Phytophthora nicotianae INRA-310
Lineage: Eukaryota; Oomycota; Peronosporomycetes; Peronosporales; Peronosporaceae
Exons: 1
Coding region: 1-408 (135 amino acids)
Source: RefSeq, a predicted model, not a curated record